Messenger RNA from Chelmon rostratus (copperband butterflyfish), 5102 nucleotides. RefSeq names its product phosphatidylinositol glycan anchor biosynthesis, class O (gene pigo). The record is from RefSeq and is a predicted model, not a curated record. Gene Ontology annotation, molecular function: mannose-ethanolamine phosphotransferase activity. Gene Ontology annotation, cellular component: endoplasmic reticulum membrane. Gene Ontology annotation, biological process: GPI anchor biosynthetic process. NCBI's taxonomy places the organism in Eukaryota, Metazoa, Chordata, Actinopteri, Chaetodontiformes, Chaetodontidae. The transcript is spliced from 11 exons. Bases 182 to 3454 code for a protein of 1090 amino acids.
CUGAAGUUCCUAGCCGUCACCAGCCAUCUAAUCUCGUUGUACCGGUGUCCCAAUGAAGGUGAGCGUGGUGUUGCGUCGUUCUCUGUUUACCUGAGACACCUGUACCCGUGUUGCAAACGCACACAUUCACGCCCGCCCUCCGGCCGAGAGAGGACGGAAACACGAUUGCUAGCUUACAAGGAUGAAGGGGCUCCCGGUGCUGUCCCUGCUCCUCUGGAUGUGUGCGGUGUACUUUGUGGGCAUCUACCUGUUCGUGGGUGGCUUCCUGCUGGUGAGGCUGGAAGUGAACAGGACCAGCACCUGCGGAGACGUGCUGCAGCCCGGAGAGGAGCCGGUGGACUUCUGCCGCGCACAGCCGCGAUUCCGCAGGGCCGUCCUCCUCAUCAUCGACGCCCUCAAGAUUGACUUCGCCCGGUUUGACCCCAACAACACGGCGCCCCGACCUUAUGAGAACAAGCUGCCUGUGCUGGAAGAGACGGUCUCAUUCAGGCCUUCCCACAGCCGCCUGUACCCUUUUCGUGCUGACCCGCCUACGACCACCAUGCAGAGGAUCAAGGGCUUCACCACUGGCUCCUUGCCCACCUUUGUGGAUGUGGGUAAUAACUUUGCAUCCAGUGCCAUCUUGGAGGACAACCUCAUCCACCAGUUUGGGCAAGUGGGCAAGCGGGUGGUGUUCAUGGGCGACGACACUUGGGAGAAUCUUUUCCCAAAGAGGUUCCACCGCUCUCUGCCCUUCCCUUCCUUCAAUGUCAAGGAUCUGCACACUGUGGACAAUGGGAUCCUCCAGCACCUCUACACAACUAUGGUGGGGGGUGACUGGGAUGUCCUGGUCGCUCAUUUCCUCGGAGUGGAUCACUGCGGUCACAGGUUUGGUCCCGACCACCCGGCCAUGGCCGACAAGCUCACCCAGAUGGACGGAGUCAUCAGGUCUGUGAUUGACCGCCUGGAGAAUGACACCCUGUUGGUGGUGAUGGGAGAUCACGGGAUGACAGACACCGGAGAUCACGGUGGAGAAAGUCAGAAGGAGACAGAUGCAGCUAUAUUCCUCUACAGUCCCUCCCCUCUGUUUCCCACACUGCCAUCCCAGAGUGAACCAGACGUGGUGCCUCAGACAGACCUGGUGCCAACCCUGGCUCUGCUGCUGGGAGUCCCCAUCCCAUACAGCAAUGUGGGGCAGGUUCUCUUGCCUUUAUUCCCUUCUGGGCAGGCAGAAGGCGCAGUUGGGGGUCUCAGCCAGCUGGAGGCACUGUGGAUCAAUGCAAAACAGGUCCACCGUUUCCUAGAGACUUACUCUGGCAUGGCCAAAGACAUCCCACCACAGAGCCUCUCUCAGCUGAAGGAUGAAUUCUCCCGCCUCUCCUCUGAGUACCUCACCACAAUUCGAGAGGGUCGGUCACCCUCCCCACAGCUGGCCGCCUCCCUGCAGGCCUACCUCACCUCUGUCAGAGACACCUGCCGAGCCACCUGGGCUAAAUUCAACCCGCUCAAGAUGGCAGCAGGUUUAGCCAUCCUGGCUUUGGCCUGCUUGAUGUGUUUCGUCCUGUCCGAGCUGUCCCUUGUGCUAAUCAGAGAGAACGGUCCAGGACUGAAAGCCCCGGCUGUCGUGGCACUAACUGCGGGGGGUUGCGCGGCUGCUGGUCAGCUGCUCACACAGGGCUACAUCGAGGUAGCGUGGUGCCUGGCAGCUGCUGCCCUCAGCUCUGAACUUCUCUUUCUCUGGACAGCUCGUCGAUCCAGAACCAUUACUCUCGCAAAGAACGGAUCUAAAGUUCCGAAGUGUACCAGCUGGCUGACCCCACGCCACCUCCUCGUCCCCUCUCUCUUGGUGCCACUCCUCCGCUGUGCCUCCCUGCUCUCAGACAGCUACGUGAUCGCAGAGGGCCGUGCAGUGACCUUUCUGGUGUUCUCUCUGGCGGUCUAUAUUCCCAUCCAUCUCAACUGGGAUGGCCUGCUCUUACCCCCAAGCCAUGACCCUCUGAAGGCUGCAGGGCUCGUGCCUUCAGCAGCCUUGUCCCCAUCGACUGUCAGGAAAGAAAGCAGCACCCUCCUAGCCUGCUUAGGCCUGCUUGUUGGCAGCCUCUACCUCUCGCUCUCCUUCCACGGCUGUCGGGAAGAACAGGGCUCCUGCCAGCCGUCCCCGUUCCUCUCGCCUCUUUCCCGGUUGCAGGACACGCAGCUGAAGAACCUCCACUACGUCCUCUCUGUCUGCUCCCUGGGCUUGUGGACCUAUCUGCUGAGACGCUGCCUCCGCCACUACGGUAACCUCAACUCCUCUGGUGGGACGGUGUUCACGGCGCGCUGGAUCCUACCACUGCUGUCUGUGUGCCUGGGGCUCCACUGGGCUGUUAGUGCCACUCCAGAGGACAGCUUCAGGAAUCUGGCUGAGCUGAUCAGCCUGGCGCAGCUGGCCCUCCCCAGGGCCGCCUUCUUUCUCCUGGGACUGGGGCUGCUCCUGAUCUGGCUUGACCCCCUCACUGUGUUCGUGAAGACCAGGGCCGCAGCCACAGCCAGAGGUGCGUCCCUGCCCCCUCCCCGCUACCGAGCGAGCACCGGCAUCAGCCCCCAAGCCGAGCUGCACCACCUCAUCCCCCAGAUCUACCAGCGCAUGCGUCGCUCCCUGGAUGACGGAGAGCUGAGCGGGGGCGGAGAGGUGGACAGCAGGCCCGCUGUGGAGGCCUACGGACUGGGAACUGUCUACUCUGCCCCUUUGCUGUUGUUUUGUGGCCUGCUGGGAAUUGGUCUGCUGCUGCUGCACCCAGAGGGCAUGGCUCUGUCUUUCCUCCUGCUGCUGCUCGAAAUGGGAGCUCUGUUGCACAUUCACGCUUCAUCCACUACCCUCAGUGGCCUGCAUGGAACACACACUGGUGGCUUCAGUGUGCCCUGGACUCCAGUCGUGCUGUGGUCCCUGGCUGCAACCCAGUUCUUUCAUGCCACAGGUCACCUUCCCACCUUCCCCUCCAUCCAGUGGGGCGCUGCCUUUGUGGGAUUCCCUGAUGGACACACAGGCACCAUACUGCCCGCCUCACUGGUUAUCCUCAACACUUUUGCCUCACACAUCCUGUUUGCAGUGGGUUGCCCCUUGCUGCUGUUCUGGCCUCUGGUGUGUGAGGUACGUGGCAGCAGGGGAGGAAGAGCAUGUGGGGAAGAAGGGGAGGACGCCGUGAUGGAGAUGAGACUGAGAGAAAACCCCCAGCAGUUCAGCUCUGCUCUCCUACAGCUCUCAACACGCUACCUCUUUAUUCUCGGAGCACAGGUCUUUGCUUCGGUCUGUGCAGCUGCUAUCCUCAGGAGACACCUAAUGGUGUGGAAGGUUUUCGCACCCAAGUUAAUGUUCGAGGCCUCAGGGUUCCUGGUGAGCAGCGUGUCGCUGCUGAUCGGGGUCACGCUGGUGCUGAGAGUCGACGUGGCCGUGGGCCGCUGGUUUAAGAGACUCAUCCCCGAUGCGUCCAGGUAGCGACGGCGCUACCACGGAAGCCCACCAGAGCUCACUGCGGCCACAGAGAAAAUAGACAUGGCGGCCACUGUAAAGUUUUUAUAUGGACCUCUCGCGAAAAAAACAUUGCCAUCUGUGUCUAGCAUAAGGAUCCCCACAAACACGCCACGUGAGGUUACCUCUUACUGCGACUCUCGUGAGGGCUAUGUUGUGCAUUGCUGACAGUGAGGCCCACCUCCUUUUCAGCCAGAGGGACUUUAGGACAUCAAAUAUCAGACCGAUCGAAGCUGAGCAUCUGGACUCACAUUAAAGAUGCGCGUUUUUUCAGCGUUAACAUGGUCAACCACCUCCCUCAGCCGAUGAGGUCUGAGGUUUUGGGGGUUCAGAGUCGCACUACGUAGUCGAGAGCGAACAGCAGUGUCUGAAUGUUUCUCCUAAACCCCCCAUUUUGUAACUUACAGUAUGGAUGAAGCCUUCCGAGCCAGACAGUCUUUCAAGUGUAGCGCAGCAGUCAAAAAGCGUCACUGACGACAUGCAGAACGCCGUUUACACUCGCUACACACGCCUGCCACAACCGGCUGACAGCUUCAGCGUUCAAACUACAUCAGCCUUUGAGGGUUUUUUCUCCCCCCUUCAUGACUGAGGCUGACAUACGUGCAACAAAAAUGGCUGAUUUAACGGUUUAAUGUUGGGGGGGUCGAAAUAAUAAUAAAAAAAAAACAAGCAAGAGAAAUGUACACUUAUCAGAGUGAUUUACAUCAUCGUCCUGUGCUCAGCUACAGGAUGACCACUUUAAAGCCAGUCUGCCGCUACUUCACGAUCAACUUUGCAAGCAGCUUGGUGAACUCCAUCUAAGUGCAUUACAGCAUGUCUGUCAUCUAAAUGUCUGCUGGAAGAACUUUUCCAUUCUCUCUCCUUUUUUUUUUUCCUUUUUUUUUUUUUUUUGUAUGUUUUGUAUUUUGAAGAUGUUGAACUAACCAAUGCAUCUGGUUACUGCCAAUUCAUAUUACCAUAACUGUGCAUUUAGGUUUGGUUUUUUUACACAGUUGCGGGUUUUUAAUCUGUCGUGGUCUUUUUAUUUUUAUUUUUUUUGUAGGUUUCUGAUUCCUAGCUCUAAUGGCUAUUUAUAAUUCAGAUUGUUUUUAAUCACUGCUAAUGUUUUUUUAAUCUCAAAUGAAACUUUUGUCUUAAUUAGGCUUCAAACCCCUUUUUUUUCUGGAAUAGGUGCCUACAGUAGCUUUGAGUAAUGCCUUUUCUUAUUUUUUUGUCUAUGUUGUCAUUAAAUGGACAGGGUCAUUAAAUCCAGGAGCUCCACGGUCAGUUUAUUUAUUUGUGCGGGACGUCUGAGCCAGUGUCCGCUGUAAGAUCUUUUACUGUUCUGCAGCUGCAGUCAGCAGCUGAAGCUCAUUAACUAAUGCAUGAUAUGGAAGGGAUGUGGAGCUCAGGUUGAAUUAGCUGCAAUGCAAUAGUACUGCAUUUCUCAGGCUGUUGUAUGGGCGUGACUGGUCGUGCAGAGCAGCUGCUGACAUCAGCACGAGCGAUGGCGCGGCUAGGUUGUAUGAUGUCGGGACUUUUUUUCUGUUCUUAAAUGUUUAAUAUAUAAAUAACUGAUUAAUUAAGAUGAUUUUUUCAUUCUGUGACAAAAUGUAAUAAAACUUUUUUUACAUGA